Messenger RNA from Camellia sinensis, 3271 nucleotides. The record is from RefSeq and is a predicted model, not a curated record. Lineage: Eukaryota; Viridiplantae; Streptophyta; Magnoliopsida; Ericales; Theaceae.
ACUUUUUGUCAAUUUCUCAUAUCAAUUUGAUCACAAUCGAGUUUAGGGUCUUGUUCUAAACAGUAAUAUUGUUGCUGGGUUUUUUGAAUUUUGAAACCAUCUUUGUUUAAUCACCCAAUUGAGUCUCAUAGAUUAAAUUUUAUUUUAUUUUUAAUUUUUUAAUUGAUUACUGCUUUUGAAUGAAAUUGUCCAUUCUUAUUUGGGUAUGUGUGAAAUUUUUUAGUUUUGAAAUUCUGUUCUUGUUUGUAUGUGACUCUGUUUGUCUCUAUAAGCUGUUGUGUUUGUUGUGUAUUUAAAAUUUGUUGAGAGAUUUAUUUGGAUGGUGCCUUCACAUACCUGUAAUAGUUCAAGAUUAUUUAUUUAUAAUUUUGUUACUAUCAAAUUCUAUGAGGAUAUAUAAUCAUAAUCCCCUGGAGGGGGUUCUUUUGGAUUUCAUUCUGCAGUUUCCAAUGUCAUUCGUGGUGGUUUUCUUUGGAUACGAGGGUGCAUCACAAAGUUUCCUAUUGAAGGAAAGCAUUUUAUAACCAACUUUUAAAUUUUGAAAUGGAAUGGUACUUUUGAGUAAUUCAUAAUUUGCAAUUUCUCUUUAUAGUAGCCUCAUAGCAUUUUAUAACCAACUUUUUAUUCUUAUAGUUUCUUUCGAUUACCAUAACCAAUCAGUUGUUUUGAAUGGAAUUAUGUAGAUGAGUUAGUAGUCUUUGUAGGGUAGUGCUAGAACAUGUUAUCUGGUGUAGGAGUGUUGAGGUGGAUUGGGUCUGAGGAGAGGCAAUUCUAGUGAUUGAGAGAGUGGUAGUUGAGAGAAGAAGUAUGUCGUGUUGGGAUUUUCCAUGCUUUGAAGAUUGCAGUAUUGUGCUUAUUGUGAUUACUAUUUAUAUUACUUCUCACAUGCCAGAGAGUGCCGAUGACAACUUCUAUGGAAGUGUCAUGGUCAGGUUACUGAAAAGGGCUGAAAUGACUUCAAUGGCAUCAACUAAGAGGAAGAUGACACGGGGUGCGACCAGUUCUAGACCAGACCACCAGUCCCAAAACUUAAGCUGUUAGGAAGGUGCCACUUUGCUCUAAGUGACAGCUCUUUGUGGAGGCGUUGCAAAAGAACCAAAUUGUUAUUGAGCUCUUGAGCUUAGCUUGCCAACAUGAUCAUUCAAGAAUCUAUCAUCGAAGAAAGGAACUGAGAUUACUUUUUUGACAUUGUUUUAUAUACUUUAAUGUUGGCCAGAGUUGUGAAUAUUAAGGGAUGGCAAUAGAUCAGGAAUUUUGGGGUUUUACGCGUGAAUUCUUGAUUUUAAAGUCAACUACUUUAGUGAUACAAUUUCAUACUUUACCCCACCCCUGACAAUUUUGACCUAUCUACCCUAUACUAUCUUACUUUAUCAAUGCUCUUCCAAACCUAUUUUAUUAGAAUUGGAUUUGAUCAAAUACAAUUGGGUCGGGAAAUUUUGCCAUGCUUUAGAGAUGAUUAGGAAGAUGGGGCCUUUGUUUAGGCCAUACACUUGUGUAUGUGGGAAUGGUUCAAUUCAUAUUGAAAUAAAGACAGAGAUUAUCAGAAUCCAAUUCAAAUUAAUAGCUAGUCAGUUUCUCGUAAUAUCGAUAUAGAGGAUAAUAGCCGUUACUUUCUGUGGGAGGCUUUUUUUUCGGACUAGCUUUUCUUUUUCUACUUCUUUAUAUGUUUUCCUUUUCAGUUCUGACCUGGGCUACCCUUCCGCCUUCCCAUCUUGUGCUUAGAUUGGUAAAAGUUGCAAUUUUUCUUCAAGAGUCUUGUACUUUCUAAUUUUUUUCUUUUACUGUUGUUUCCCUUCUUGCGAUGGAAAUGUUGGCUGAUUUCUUCAAGCGUGCAUGGAAGGAGGUUGCAGUGAAAGCCAAGGUCUUUUGUGAAUUUCUCUGCAGAAGAUGCAAUCCAUCUGCUUACAUUAGCCACCAUCAUUAUGCCCCAGAGAAAGAAAUUUAUCUUUCCGAAGAAUUAGAGAUGUUGGUGGACAAUCAAAUUGAAGAGCGAAGCAACACCAUAACAUAUCUUCCUCAAGAACUGAUCAUUAACAUCCUUUCAAGGCUUCCUGCUCAACUGCUUCACGAAUCUGUGAGGUCUGUCUGCAUGCGUUGGGAAUAUUUAGUUAAUGAUCCUUUUUUCAUUGAGGCACACCUCCGACAAUCAAAGACGGGUAUUUUCAUUGAAGUUAUCGGUUCUCCCGGGAGUUCCUGUUUCCUUGAGACAAAAGGUGGCGAGUUCAGUUUCAGUUUGACUUAUUACAAACAUGAAUUUCCUGGAAGAAUGAUAGCCAGUUAUGAUGGUAUUGCUUUGUUUAUUGACCUAAUCGAUAUUACAAUUUUGUAUGUUGUGAAUCCUGUUACCAUGGAAAAAACAAGGCUUCCUUCUCUCAAUGAGCCUCCGAAUCCUCUGUACUAUUGUAGCUGUAUUGCACGUGGUCGAUCUACCAGGCAAUACAAAGUAGUUCAUUCCUAUGAAGAUCUCAGUAGAGAAUAUCAUUGGGUUGUGUUGACAAUUGGUAUUGAUAAUUCUUGGAGAAGAAUCAGUAGUGAGCAGACAUUUAUGCGUAAUAUGGAGUUGGACAAUUUUCCGGUUUCUGUUAGUGGGGUGAUUUAUUGGACCGACUAUGAUUUUGAAGAAGAGGAUGGAAUCGUUUACUUUCUUGCGAUGGACGUGGAUGAUGAAACUAUUCGCAAAGUACCUAUUCCACCAAGUGGAUUGUUAGAGACUUGUGCUUAUACGAAGAUGGGAAAUUAUCUUUCUGGUUUUGUAACAGCUCCACUCAGUUUGCAAUUUGAAAUAUAUGUUUUGAAAGACUGGCUCAGGGGAGAAUGGGAUAAAGUCUAUGAGAUCAACAUUGAUGCUCCUCAGGGUCUGUACUUUCCUAUUGGAUGGCUGAACGAUGGUGAAAUGCUUGUUUUGGAGGGCUUGACAAUGGAGGGUGAUAUUUAUAUGGCUUAUGAUGUCAAGAAAAAUGAGACGCGUGUUUUGAACUUAAGCAUCUGUGGUCCUCGCUUCUACACUCAUGUUCACACCAACACCCUAGUUUCAUAUAGGAUGCCGUGAUAGUGCCUGGAGGUAAGUCCUUUCUUUUUUAGUGUGUGACAGUUAUCGGAUUGUGUUUGUGUUUCUUGUUAUGACAAAACCUUCAUUUGCCCCUUUGUUUUCCGUUAUCGUUUGUCGUGCAAACUUGUUCUGAGAUGUUGGGAUUUUGAUAGUUAUAUGACAAUAUGCUUAUAUUUGAGACUGGAUUUUAUAAAGCUUGGCUAGCUUCAUUUGCAUUGACAA